CAUCAUAUCUAAGAGCUGAGGAGUGUUCCAGUCUGGGCAGUUGCAGCAACACCGAGGUUGAAUCCCGCACACCGACCUGUGAGCUGAAAAUAGGAGACUGUCUGCCGUCAUGUCAACUGCAGCCCCUUCAAAAACUCAAGAUAACUCUCCAUCAUCCGAAGAAUCAACCGAUGACUGCGGAUUCUCUCCAGUCAGUUCCACAGAUGACGAGGCACCGAACGGGUUUUGCAGCCCUGUGCAUGGUUUUACGACCUCAAGUGAAGACUCAAGUAAUGAGUACUUAGCGCUGCGAUCGGAUGACCACGUCGGCUUGGACGGUCGUGCUUCUUCAGCGGACACAGUGAUGUUGCCUGACAGCUAUGUCGAAAGGUCAAAGUGUCACAACAUGCCAAGAGAAGUACCAGCGCCACAGUGUACUAAAGCCGAUCCUACGAAUACCUGUUCCAGCACCGGUGAUAGCUCAUUAGCAUGGUGUCACUUGGACCCUGAGCCGCUCACGAACACAAUCAGUAAUGGAGCUGAGCAUAAGGGAACAGUAGCAGACCUUCGAACUCUGGAGGGUGAACUGAGACGUAAUAAUACCAACAGCUCGCUGUUAUCGGACCCCAACGAUUCUCAAGAAGCUUCACGAGCAACCAUCAACGGGUCAUAUUUGUCUGCUGCUUCAGGUAACUUCGUGCAAAUGGACAAUUUAGUCGACAUUGCUGCUCCGCGGGGUACUACAGGCGGCGCGGCAACCAAUGGAAACUUUAAAUCAUGCUGGUCAGAAAGAAUUCACGAGAGUGCUUUUAUCCAACCGCCUCUCCUUUCUACCAUGCACGCUGACAUCCCCCACGUGAUAAUUAGAAGGGACGAUAAAAAACAGUCUGGCACAUCGAAUUUUCCCGUGGCGUCAGCAACAUGCACAAAAGAAAAUCGAAAGUCGCGCUCCAACGUUCCGAACUGCUCAGCAUCAACAACACAUGCGUCAGCGCAGCUACCCGCGCGGUCAAGCGCUGAGAAUUUUCUUAGACCCGAAAUUGCCGCCCUCUGGGAACAGCAAGCAUUCGUCAAAACUGGCGCAGAUAACUUUCAACGCUACGACCUGCGCAAGGACCUAAACCUGCGUAGCUGUCACCAAGAAAACCACGCGUGGCUAGCCCCAACCGUGGAAGGCCUGUAUGCACAUCCAAGUUCGAAGCGAAAGACCCAGUGCACCGAGCCCGAACGAAAUAAGCGUACCAGGAGUUCAAGCAUAAACAAAGACGUCACAGGGCUGCCGACUGCGGACCCGGACAGAAAGAAAGGCAAGGACACCACGAAGGUUCAAGACAUGCCCAGGAAUCAACAAAUGAGAGUGCGUUCGAAUUCUGCAGUGACCGACGAAGACAUGAGCACUACUCAUCAGUUCGACGACAGUAGCCAAGCUGCGAUGCGUCCCAUUGCAACAGAGACAGCGCACCGUGACGCUAGCUACUCUCGCACUGCAGACAGAAGGACCCCCAAAGAAACCAGGGCCGCCAGUGACGUCACAAUGAAUGAGAAUCCUGCAAUACCUAUUUGCAUACUGCAGCAAUACGACGACUUCUAUGCAGGCGUGAGCGACGUUGACCCGCGGAUGUUGUCUGGCUGGAAACCCGAUGAACGCUUGGGAAUGGGACAGUUCUUUGGCGUUCCAAAGUCAUUUUCUCGGCCAGCACAGGACUGAGUGUACAGCUUCCAUGCGCACGCGGGUGCCUGCUUCUGCACUUUGACUUACGUGCUUAUAAGUCGCAAAACCAAAUAACGCGUGGGCACUUUUUUGUUUUUUCUUUUUCUUUUUUCUCAAAGAGGUGACAACGGCUGAGGUUUUCCAGGAGGACAAAAACAGCUGAGCACCGACACGAAAUGCCUUUCAGCAGUAACUCUAUGGCAAGCGAAGUCGACAGCGCAAAGGCAUGUUUUCAGCUUCCCAGUAAAAAAAAAAAAAAAAAAAAAAAAAAAAAAAAAAAAAAGGAAAAAAAGACCUUUUCUAAAACCUACCGAGGCCAAUCAAACAUGAAAUGAAUCAAACCUUAGCCGUCAGCUAUUGUGAAAGUUCUAACAUGUAAUCCUGCACAAUAUAAUUUUCUUAUUCACCAUGCCUUUUUCCCAAAAAUCUUAUCAAACAGGCAGUAAAGCGUGACGCAUGCAGAAUAAGGCGGCAGUCGAUAUGAAAACAGCACGAUGUUUCUGCCUUUAUUUCCUUUCGUAUUUUUUGCGAGACACGUUAGAAAAAUGUCUUAGGGAACAUAAUGACAUUUGCGAUUUUUUUUCGUAUUUAAGUUUUUUAUUAGUAACUUAGCAGCCGCAUGGUAUGCUGCGCUUCCCUGGUACAGCGGCCCAAUUCCACUCUGAAGAAAAUACGUACAUCUUGUGUAAACGUGAUAUUUUUAGUUACCCGAAAAUAUUGCCUAAGAAGAAAGAUAAAGUAAGGUCACUAAAGCUGUCUGUAUACAUCUCCUUCACGUACAGUGCCCUCUAAUAGAAGAAAUAAUUGAACUCAAACUGCAAUUAUUGAGCUUUCUUGGCACAACGAAAGGGGGAGUGGGUAUUGGGGUGGACGUACCAUAGCGUAUUUAAAGACAAUACGAGUUCGCGUCUUUAGAUUCCUCGUGUUUUCUAAAAGCAAUUCGCCGCCAAAGAUUUAAGCAUUUAAGCUUAGAAUGAGUCAUCAAAAGCUUUUUGUCCUAAAUGGUAAAGCACUUUAACUACAAAUCUCUAGCGAGUUACUAGCAUUUCCUAGA
Dermacentor silvarum is the source of this 2744-nucleotide messenger RNA. RefSeq lists its product as uncharacterized. The transcript is spliced from 2 exons. Lineage: Eukaryota; Metazoa; Arthropoda; Arachnida; Ixodida; Ixodidae. The record is from RefSeq and is a predicted model, not a curated record. Bases 110 to 1687 code for a protein of 525 amino acids.